This is a messenger RNA of Fonsecaea pedrosoi CBS 271.37, 5001 nucleotides long. RefSeq lists its product as uncharacterized. NCBI's taxonomy places the organism in Eukaryota, Fungi, Ascomycota, Eurotiomycetes, Chaetothyriales, Herpotrichiellaceae. Gene Ontology annotation, biological process: transmembrane transport. Gene Ontology annotation, cellular component: membrane. The record is from RefSeq and is a predicted model, not a curated record. Gene Ontology annotation, molecular function: ATP hydrolysis activity; ATP binding; ABC-type transporter activity. Bases 1 to 5001 code for a protein of 1666 amino acids. The transcript is spliced from 2 exons.
AUGACUGCGCAUCAUUCGUCAACUUCUGCUGCAGUCUCAAUAGCAUGUCUGGCUGUUGUCGGCGCCAUCUCAAUCCCAGCACUUCGUCAGGUCCUCCUGCGCAUUCGAGCGAAGAAAGACCAUUAUCAAGAGCUUUUGGGAUCUUAUGAGGAUAAAGACGGAAAGGCGACGGAGGAAUCUCAACGAGCAUAUUCCGACUUCGUCGUUCGAUUGAUACUAAUCAUAAUUUCUACCAUUGCUUUUCUCGAUGCUCUGGGUACCGCAGUACUGACAACUACUCGUCCGCAUCUAUCUCUUACCGUCGAACAAUGGCUUCAAUUUGCAACCUGGUUUCUGGUCUUGUUCCAAACUGUUGCCAUCUAUGUUACACCUUCCUCCAAGCACCGAUAUCGUCUUGGGAUCUUUACAAGCUUCUCCAGCCUGCUCAUUGCCAUCGCUGUAGCUGUGGAGAAUAUAUCCCUAUGGCAGUCGAAAGUCACUCCACUGCCGCGCAACGUCCACCUCACACUAUCACUUGUUCAAUUCAUCUGUGGAAUCCUCCUUCUCUUCGCAGGCCUGUCGAUUCCUCGGCGGCCUGAUGUCUAUUGGAAUGACAAGGUGGUCGACCGACAAAAUACAGUUGCCGCCCUAUCAAAGCUCACCUUCUCUUGGGCUUCAGCGAUCCUAUCGUUUGCGGCCAAGAACAAGGGCCUUGACUAUGAUGAUCUCUAUGAGAUCGACCACGACACCCGUUCUCGAGAAUUAAGAGCCCACUUCGAGGCCGUGGGCCGCAAAGACAAACUCUGGAAGACGCUCUUCUGGGCACACAAAUGGUCUUUCAUUCAGCAGUGGGUUAUACAAGCGACAUGUUCCAUCACGGAUUUUCUACCCCAACUUGCCCUCUACUUUAUCCUGCGUACACUUGAAGCCCGAGAUGAAGGUGAAGAUGUGGCGCUCACGUCAUGGCUAUUGGUGAUCGGCCUUGGUUUGUCCAUCACCUUUUCAUCCUGGCUCGAGGCUUGGAUGUUCUUUAUCACAUUCAUGAAGAUCGGCGUGCCAAUUUACGAACAACUGUCCGCUGUCGUGUUUGGAAAAGCUAUUCGACGAAAAGACGUCAAAGGCACAGGCAAGAAGCAGGAAGGAGAAGAGGCCAAAGGAAAUUUGAACGGUGACGUCGUAGUCAACACCGACGCCGGCCACAAGGGAGAAGAUCGAACUCCGGAAGAGGACGAAGAGGGAGACUUUCAGAAGUCGAAGCAAAGCACCAUCAACUUGGUCGGUGUCGACUCGAAGCGCAUCGCGGACUUUGCGACGUUCAACUACGUCUUUCUGGGAUCUGCCAUCAAAUUUAUAUUUGCCAUCGGCUUCUUGUCAAAAUUGAUAGGACCUAUUCCGUUACUCGCUGGACUGGCGGCUCCCGCAUUGAUCACCCCCAUCAACAUCAUGGCUGCCAAACGAUAUGCCACUGCCCAAGACGACCUGAUGAAAUAUCGCGAUCAGAAGAUGGCAGUAGUGACCGAAGCUCUGCAGGGCAUCCGUCAAAUCAAGUUCAGUGCCCUUGAAAGGGACUGGUACGCAAAGAUCCUUGAGACGCGGAGAAGGGAGCUGAAGACCCAAUGGCGAGUUUUUGUGUAUGACACUACACUGAUCAGUAUUUGGAUUUUCGGACCCGUCAUGCUGGCGGCUGUGUCCCUCACGACAUACGUGUUGAUCUACAAGCAAUUGACUGCGUCAGUGGCUUUUACGACCAUUUCCGUCUUUGAAGCUAUUGAAAUGACGUUGGCCGUUAUUCCAGAAAUGAUCACAGAUCUUCUCGAUGCCAUUGUGUCUGCAGGUCGGGUUCAGGAGUACCUCGACGCGCCCGAAAGAAUCGACGGCACCAAGCCUGGAGACACUGUGGUCUUCAAAGACGCUACAAUUUCUUGGCCAUCGGACAACCCAGACAACGAGGAAGGCCAGUUCGCUUUGCGCACCUUGAACCUCGUCUUCCCCAAGAACGAAUUGAGUGUCAUAUCGGGUCGCACAGGGUCUGGGAAGAGCUUGCUACUAGCCUCCAUUAUCGGUGAGGCAGAGGUUCUUGCGGGCGAAAUCUUCGUCCCCAAACCACCGCCCGCUGACCAGCGAUACGACUCGCUUGCAAACAGGAGUAACUGGGUAAUUGAAUCGUCUAUCGCCUAUGUCGCUCAAAUACCCUGGAUCGAGAACGCCACUAUCCGAGACAACAUCCUAUUUGGACUUCCUCUGGACAACGACCGAUACCAAAAGGUUUUGCAUGCCUGUGCUCUGACAAAGGACUUGGAAAUGCUGCCGGAUGGGGAACUUACUGACAUUGGUGCCAAUGGCAUCAAUCUGAGCGGCGGGCAGAAAUGGCGGGUCUCAUUUGCUCGCGCCCUGUACUCGAGAGCUGGUAUUAUGGUGCUGGAUGAUAUCUUUUCAGCAGUGGACGCCCAUGUUGGUCGACAUCUGUUCGAGCAAGCGCUCGUAGGAGAGCUGGGCCGGAAUAGAACGAGAAUACUGGUGACGCACCACGUCGCCCUGUGUCUCCCAAAAACAAACUACAGCGUCCUAUUGUCCAACGGCACCGUUGAACAAGCAGGCAGAACGGAGGAAUUGCGGCGUACUGGGAAACUCAAAACGAUCCUCGCCGAGGAAGGCGAAGCAGACCGAAAGAAGGACGAGGAAGAAGAUGCGGUCGAAAAUCUCACCGUUGACGACGGCGGCGGCCUCCAGAAGUUGUUGACCAACCACUCACGCCGUUCGAGACGCAAAUCUGCUCUUAGCGAUGUGGGCGACAAUCUGAUGCGGCGUCCAUCGCGCGCGAGUCUCAAUGACGCGAAGCAGAGCCGCGACCCGCCAAAGAAGUUUACAGAAGAAGAGAAGCGAGAGACCGGUGCUGUGAAGUACAGGAUCUACGCCGCCUAUUUCAAGGCUUCUGGCGGGUUUGGUUAUUGGUUGUUCAUCCUCGCCGUCUUUGGUAUUUGGGUAGCCGUCUACCUGGGCAGGUCGUACUGGAUUAGUGUGUGGACGAGAUCGUACCGCACGGAGACGGAGCAUAUCUUUCCCCAGAGGCUGGUUUCACAGUCUCUAAGUACCUUCUAUCACCACCUCCACUCGGAAUUCUCUACUGCGGCUAUUGAUGCGAACCUUCGAUAUUACUUGGGCGUCUACCUUGGUAUCUCCCUUGUCGCCUGGCUGAUUGGCACAAUUCGCUACUUUCUCGUCUUUAUAGCCUCAAUCCGCGCCUCCAAGAUCCUUUUUGAAGCACUCGCCUUCGCCGUUCUCCGCGCUCCUCUACGAUGGCUUGAUACCGUGCCAGUCGGACGUAUCCUCAACCGCUUCACUUCCGACUUCAACAUGCUCGAUUCGCGCAUAGCUAUGGAUUUGGCGUUUAUGCUCCACAACAUGAUGCACGUUUUGUCAGUCGUGAUUGCAGGACUAUUCGUGUCGCCGUUCAUGAUCGUCUUUGCCGUCGGACUGCUUUCGAUCUCCAUGUAUUACGCACUGCGUUAUCUCGCUGGUGCACGGGAGGUGAAGAGAUUGGAGAGCAAUGCCAAGUCUCCCGUCUUUGAGCAAUUUGGCUCGGUGCUCAUGGGCAUUGGAACAAUCCGUGCAUUUGACAAGUCUGACACAUACCUCGACAAGAUGUACACCAAAAUUGACCGACAUUGUCGCGCGUACUGGCAUCUGUGGCUGUUCAAUCGCUGGAUGGGGUGGCGGUUGAACAUGGUUGGUGCCUUAUUCGCAGCUAUCACGGCAGCCCUUAUUGUGUCCAUCACGAGCAUUGACUCCAGUCUUGCCGGAUUUGCCCUGAGUUUCGCACUCGGAAUGAGCGAAGGUGUGAUCUGGUUCCUGCGACAGUACUCGAACGUGGAGUUGGACAUGAACGCCACCGAGAGAAUUGUGGAGUAUAGCAACAUUACUACCGAGAGUCAAGGUGGCGUGGACGCACCAGCGGCGUGGCCCACCGAGGGCAAUCUCGAGGUCAGCGAUUUGGUAGUUGGCUACGCGCCUGACCUGCCACCAGUAUUGAAAGGGUUGACAUUUAGAGUGACCAAAAAUCAGCGAGUAGGCGUUGUCGGACGCACGGGCGCGGGAAAAUCUUCGCUCACACUUGCCUUGUUCCGAUUCCUCGAGGCCCGAAGCGGGAGCAUCUUCAUUGACGGAAUAGACAUCUCCAAGAUCAAGCUGUACGAUUUGCGUUCGAGGCUGGCGAUCAUUCCACAAGACCCAGUCCUCUUUUCGGGGACGGUCAGGAGCAACCUCGACCCGUUCGAGCAACAAACAGAUAAGGAGCUGAAAGAUGCCCUGGCGCGGGUGCAUUUGAUUUCGUCCACCACGGCUUCAUCAUCGGCUGUGGCUAGUGGAAGUGUUACACCCAUCUUAGAUCAGCACGACGCCGAGGAGGGAGGGCAAACCAACACCAAUAUCUUCCGCAGCCUCUCGUCUAAGAUCUCCGAAGGUGGCUUAAACCUCUCCCAGGGACAACGACAACUUCUCUGUCUCGCCCGGGCGAUCGUCUCUCGACCCAAAAUCAUGGUCUUGGACGAGGCAACGUCGGCGGUGGACAUGGAGACGGACGCCCUGAUCCAGCGCAGCAUCCGCGAGGAGUUUACGGACAGCACGUUGAUCGUGAUUGCGCACAGGCUGAGCACGAUUGCAGACUUUGACAAGAUCCUGGUCAUGGGAGAAGGAAAGGUGCUCGAGUUUGACGGUCCCCGGGAGUUGAUGGGCAAGAAAGGAGGCGUGUUUAGAGGCAUGGUCGAGAUGAGUGGUGAAAGGGCGGAGCUAGAGAGGAUCAUGGGGAUUGGUGGUGGCGGCGCGAAAGGGCAAGAUCUGCAACCCGAGCCAGAGCAGGAGCAAGAAGAUCAUCGAGCAGUCACAGGAGGAGGAAAUCCUGCUCCCCAUUCUAGCGACACCACCACCACCACCACCACCACCACCACCAACAAGCCAAGCACCAGCGGUACGAAGAAGAACGACCAGGAGGACGACGACAACCCAGAGCAUGGAUGGGGAAUUUAA